UAAUGUUUAUUUGUUGAAAUUAAUUAAAUCAACUAUGUUAGAGGACUUUAAAAUUAAUGAACAAAAAUAUUUAAAAUAUUAAAUGAAACACGUGACAUCUACGUUUGCGUUUAUUUUUUUUAAGAUUGAAAAUGGCUGAUGAUGAAGCGACACCGAGUGUUCAAGAUUUGGAGGAAACUUUGGUAAUGAUCGGCGACAAAGCAACGACGAUUGUGAUUGAUGUUAAUGACGGCAGUUACGACGAUGACCAAAUAUUCCUUGAGGAAGUUUUACAAGAUGAUGAUGGAGGGGAGAUCAAGUUGGAGGGGGUCAGUUUCGAGGAAGCGUUCAAACAACAUGGACGACUCACCUCGGUAAAGAUGAAACAAUGUUUUAUUUGUUCGCUCGCGUUCGAAUCCCAUGCAAGGUUUGUUCAACACGUGAAGGAGGUUCAUCCCGUCAAGUUUAGAGAUGGAAAGUUUCAUUGCCCAGUUUGUAAUUAUUCAAAUAAAACGAAACCAUCAGUCGAACAACAUCUGAGGGUUCAUACGAAAGAGAAACCGUUUCAAUGCCAAAUUUGCGGGAAAGCUUUCAAUCAAAAGGCUGGUGUUGUGCAGCAUAUGCGAACACACUCUGAUGAGAAACCUUAUAUUUGUGGGAUUUGCGAUGGUAGAUUCAAAGCACACGGCACACUUCUUGCACACAUUGCUAUGAAACACCAGAAUAUUAAACCUUACACUUGCAAGGAGUGCGGAUAUUCAUUCGGGCACGCAAGUAACCUGCGUACACACAUGCGAACCCACACAGGUGAACGGCCAUAUAAAUGUAACUUCUGUGAGAAAACCUUCGUACAACACGGUCACUGUGUCACCCACCAACGGCUCCACACUGGCGAGAAGCCGUUCAAGUGUGACUAUUGUCACGGUGCGUUCACGCACGUCGGAAAUCUACGGCAACAUGUGAUCAGCCAACACACCAAGGAUUAUAAACAUAGAUGUCAAUACUGCAACAAAGGGUUCAUUGGACCAGGGGAUCUGAGACGGCAUAUUCUCACACACUCCGUUGUCCCGGUUUCCAUGGUUACCAACAUGGAGGAACAGAUGAUGCAGGAGAUUGGUGAGAAGGAGGAGCAAAGUGUGGAGCAUCUGGAGCAUGGUUUGGAACAUGUAGAGCAGGCGGGGCAAGUUGGGCCAGUCGGGCAAGUUGGGCAGGUUAGGCAUAAUGUGGGCCACGACAUGGAUCCGAACAUUGAAGAAAUCAUCCACGAGCAGAGCGGACCCGACAGUCCCGAGCUGGAGAUUGUUCAAGUUGGUGGGACUGACUUGGUAGAAGCUGAGACUUCAUAAGGAAAAAAGACGUCGUGUUGAUUCAAAGCAAACAUAUUGUUUGGAUUGUGACAUUGCUCAUUCUAGACUUCCCAACAUCAUUGUUUGAUUGUGAUGUAACAAUGGCAGGGAAUAUUGGGUUCAAACUCUGAAAUUAAUAAUGUCAUAUUUUGCAUGCGUGUUUGUUGUUUAACGAGCGUUUGGUUUAAGUUUUAGUGAAUAUUAUUCCCAUCUUGUUUUGUGUUAG
This is a messenger RNA of Ciona intestinalis (vase tunicate), 1551 nucleotides long. Its product is annotated as isocitrate dehydrogenase [NADP] cytoplasmic. NCBI's taxonomy places the organism in Eukaryota, Metazoa, Chordata, Ascidiacea, Phlebobranchia, Cionidae. The record is from RefSeq and is a predicted model, not a curated record. Gene Ontology annotation, cellular component: mitochondrion; cytosol; peroxisome. Gene Ontology annotation, biological process: regulation of DNA-templated transcription; isocitrate metabolic process; NADP+ metabolic process. Gene Ontology annotation, molecular function: magnesium ion binding; RNA polymerase II cis-regulatory region sequence-specific DNA binding; DNA-binding transcription factor activity, RNA polymerase II-specific.